This is a messenger RNA of Cynara cardunculus var. scolymus (artichoke), 1188 nucleotides long. Its product is annotated as diacylglycerol O-acyltransferase 3, cytosolic. The transcript is spliced from 2 exons. The coding region runs from base 120 to 1043 and encodes 307 amino acids. The record is from RefSeq and is a predicted model, not a curated record. Lineage: Eukaryota; Viridiplantae; Streptophyta; Magnoliopsida; Asterales; Asteraceae.
AAAUCACGCUUCAAUCCAACUGUGAACGCCAUAAAUUCGAUUCAAUCCCACAAACCCUUUCCAUAUCUCCUUCUUCCCUCUUCGUUUCGGUUUCUAGGUUGAGCAUCAAAUUCGAAUCAAUGGAGGUCGCUGGGGUUGUGUUCCGUCAGGCUCCGUGCUUCUCUUCCAACAGUAGCGUAAACUUCAGAUCGUUCAGUCCUAAACAACAAUGGAGUCGGAAGUCGGUUAUUGCUUUGGCGGGUUGUGAUGAGUUUUCUGACAAGAGCCACUUGCAGUAUUACGAUUACAAUGGUGGUCCGAGGAUGUCGAUGAAGGAGAAAGAGAUGAAGAAACAGCUGAAACUGGUGAAGGGUUUGUCGAAGAACUUGGCUAGAUUCGGUGAUAUGGGUUUUGGUUUGAAUCUUAAUGUUAAUGAUGGGUUGGAUGAACAAGUGAGAGGGAAGAUGAUAUCGGAAGCAACAGAGGUGUUAGUUGGACAAUUGCAGAAGCUAAAAGCAGAGAAGAUGGAAUUGAAGAGGAGGAAAAAGGAAGAAAAGGCGAAAAAGAAAGCAGCAAAGAUGAUGGAAUGCAAAAGCAAGAAGGAAUCAUCAUCGUCGUCGUCGUCUUCUGAGUCUGAAUGUGAGAAAUUGGCAUUAAGCCAAUUGCUGGCAUCUCCAAGUGCAAUUGAAACAGCAACAACAACAGUAAUAGAAUCACCAUCAUCAAUGGUUGAGGAAGUAGAAAACAACAUGAACAUGAAGAUGCAGAGCAAGAGGGUGGGUGAUAAGAUAGAGGUAUGCAUGGGAGGAAAGUGCAAGAAAUCUGGAGCAGCAGUGUUGUUGGAGAAUUUUCAAAAAGCAGUUGGUGGUGGGGAAGCAGCAGCUUUGGUGGUUGGGUGCAAAUGUAUGGGGAAGUGCAGAGAUGGUCCGAAUGUGAAAGUUGGGAAUGGGAAUGGGAAUCCAUUAUGCAUUGGGGUGGGAUUGGAGGAUGUUGAUUCCAUUGUCAAUGACUUCUUGUUUGGUCAGAAUACGAUGGGAGCCCCAGCCCCAGCACUAGCACUGUGAACAAGUAUAUAUAUAUUUUUGAGUAAUUAAUUGUAUGUAGAGGUGCUAUUUUUUAUAUAUAUGGUGCAAGUGUUGGAUCACUAAUUAUUGGGUAAAAAGGAGAAUUUAAUUUGUUUGGUGUUGAAUAGAGAUUAAUAAUUGAUGG